UUCAAUUUAGUUGGAAAUCAUAUGCUUCCCCCUAACCUCUCCUGCUUUCUUUCUCUUCACAAGAACACACACCCACCACUCUUUCUCUCUCUCUCUCUCUCUCUCUCUCUCUCUCUCUCUCUUAAGAGUAUGAGGAAACCUUGUUGCGACAAGCAAAAGACCAACAAAGGUGCCUGGUCCGAGCAAGAAGACCAGAAGCUCAUAGACUAUGUCCGAAAUCACGGCGAGGGUAACUGGAAUUCCCUACCAAGAGCUGCAGGUUUGCUUCGUUGUGGAAAAAGUUGUAGGCUCAGAUGGCUGAACUAUCUGAGGCCCGACCUCAAAAGAGGGAACUUCGGUGAGGACGAAGAUGACCUCAUCAUCAAGCUCCAUGCUCUUCUAGGAAACAGGUGGUCUCUCAUCGCCGGAAGAUUGCCGGGAAGGACGGAUAAUGAAGUGAAGAACUAUUGGAACUCUCAUCUCCGGCGAAAGCUACUGAACAAAGGCAUCAUCCUCCGCCGACCGUCAGCAGCAAAUACCAAAUCCUCGACCGAUGAUAAGGCGGUUCAAUGCUCGAGCGCAGCGAUCUCUGUCGAAGAAGAACAUGCGUCACCGGACGAUGAUCCUUUGAACCUCAACCUCGGGGCAUCCGGCCGUCCGGCAAAGCGCGCGAAGCAUGGUCAAAACAAGGCGGUUAAUGGGCGGAAACCGCAUACGACGCUACUAUUGUUUAAAUGAUGGCUUUGCAUAGGCUUCAUGACCUGAGAUAUGGGUUGAGGUUUUAGUGUGCUUCCCUUAUCUACAAGUUUGACCCAACAUGUGUGUAAGUUAUUUGCAUGCUUCCUCCUUCCACAAAUAUUGCAGAGGAUGGAGCUAGAGCAUGUGGGAUCUUAGAGGCAAUAUUAUUGUAAUGGCUGUGUGUUUGAUGUGAAUCUCGAAUUCCAAGUUUGCAAGGAAAUUCUUGUGCUG
Molecule: messenger RNA, 948 nt
Organism: Rhodamnia argentea
Lineage: Eukaryota; Viridiplantae; Streptophyta; Magnoliopsida; Myrtales; Myrtaceae
Product: transcription factor MYB8-like
Exons: 3
Coding region: 22-717 (231 amino acids)
Source: RefSeq, a predicted model, not a curated record